Staurois parvus is the source of this 402-nucleotide messenger RNA. NCBI's taxonomy places the organism in Eukaryota, Metazoa, Chordata, Amphibia, Anura, Ranidae. The record is from the annotation of a GenBank genome assembly.
UCAGUGACAUAUAGCGGGACUGCAGUGGGCAUUCUUAAACUGGGUGGGAACUAACUGCCACUGACAUCCCCAGUGACACUAAUACAGUGAUCAGUGCUAAUAAAAAGCACAGACACUGUACUAAUGACACUGGGCAGGAAGGGGUUAUCAUCUAUGGCGAUCAAAGGGUUAACUGUGUGCUGUGUUUUACUAGGGAGACAUGCUGUGCAGAGAGUGCUUUGUAUGGCUGUGCUAUGCAAUGCCAUACAAAGCAGUUUGCAGGAGCUGACAGGGGAGAGAUCCAUGUUGUUUAUAUACAGGUGACGCCCCCGUCGAUAAUACUUGGUGAUCACUGGGUGCCGUGUGGAAAUCACCGACUGGAUCCGGUGAUUGACAGCCGAGGCCGCAAAUGGUGGCGCGCAU